Molecule: messenger RNA, 1626 nt
Organism: Orbicella faveolata
Lineage: Eukaryota; Metazoa; Cnidaria; Anthozoa; Scleractinia; Merulinidae
Molecular function (GO): calcium ion binding; protein binding
Source: RefSeq, a predicted model, not a curated record
AUGACUGAAAGAGCUUUCAAUGAGGAAACAACCAUUUCAUCCAUGUUCUGUGGUGUGUGGAAGAGCCGUUGUUUAAGUGUGUUGGUGUCUUUGGGAGUACCCGGACUGUUGUGCAAUUCUUGCAGUCCAGGCAGCAUUCAAGACAUCGCCGAAAGAACGGGCUGCCGCACAGACGACAAGAUCUACAAGCUCAUGAGAACCAUGGCUCAAUGGGGAACCGGAGAAGAAUUAAGUGAGAGGAGCUUUCAAGGNUAUCCUUCGAGAAACGGGAUGCAGAAGCAAAUGUUUAGCGAGAUCUGUAUAUAUUGGUCAAAUCCAGUCAGCAUUCAAGACAUCGCCGAAAGAACGGGCUGCCGCACAGACGACAAGAUCUACAAGCUCAUGAGAACCAUGGCUCAAUGGGGAACCGGAGAAGAAUUAAGUGAGAGGAGCUUUCAAGGGAAUAAACUCAACCGUGAAAAGACAAAGCUCAUGGUCUUUGGCAGCUGCCCGAUGAUCCGCAGAUUGUCCGAUUUCAAGCUUUCGCUGCUCGGAAAGGAACUAGUGCCAUCAGAGUCCAUCAAAGAUUUCGGUGUAACUUUUGACCCUACUCUGUCAUUGGAUAAACACAUCUCAGUGACAGUUUCAUCUUGCAUGAUGGCUGCUCUGAACUUUGGAGGUCUUCGAGAAAACUCGUACCCAGGCUCUCCAUGUUAUCGACCAAAAGUUUACAUCUGCAGACUCAUUGUUAGGGCAAUUUGCAAUGUACGUUAUCAGUUCCCUUUCUUUUAUAAGGAUGUUGUCUUUGCAAAGCACUAUAAAGACUCUCCAACAGUUUUGGUUUCUGCAAAUCAUUCAACAAACGGAGGAAACCUUAAUCCAGCGUACAACUCCAUAUCAGUCUGGGCGGAGUAUAUAAACAAGACUGGAUUUAGAGCAUGUGUGAAGGAAUUGUUUGUGAACCAGCAUGAUCCUCUGUCAAUCUCAUAUGCAAUCAUGCCAGAUGUUUGUGAACCGGGCUGGAGUUUCUACAAUGGUUCAUGUUACUUUACCAGUGAAACUUGUGAGACAUGGUCCAACGCCAGUACGAUCUGCAGGAACAUGGGGGCUAAUCUUCUCGCUAUUGAAACUCAAGACGAAAAUGUUUAUAUACAGCACAGACACAAUGGCGACAAGGCGUGGAUUGGUUUGAAUGACAUUGCCACAGAAGGAUUAUUCUCCUGGGUAGAUGGGUGUCCUGAUAAAUUCCGCUACUGGGCCGAGAAACAACCGAACGACUUUAGCGGGGAGGACUGCGUACACACUCUUGGUGCUAGACAUGGAUACACGUGGAAUGACAUAGAUUGUUCUACAUGUCAUCAAUAUACGUGCAAAAAAGAUUAUGAUGAAUGUACCAGUUCUCCGUGUUUUAACGGAGGUACUUGCAAAAAUGGUAAAAGGACGUUUAGCUGCACAUGUCCUCCAACCCACAAAGGACGUUCAUGUGAAGAAUUUGACGAAUGCUCCAGCAGCCCUUGCCUAAAUGGCGGUACUUGCACUGAUGGAGUGAAUAACUUCACGUGUUCUUGCCCCUCACCUUUUUUUGGAGACAGGUGUCAAGAAACGGACGAAUGCCAGUCCAAUCCCUGUCAAAAUGGUUUUCUUUGA